UCUUGCAGGUUACACGAGAAGAUGAUAAAGCACGAAUUCGUAAAGCCUACCAUGAAAUGGCACGGAAACAUCAUCCAGAUAGACAGAGGACAGUAGAAGAGAAACGCAAAGCUGAAGAACGCUUUCGUUUGAUCAAUACUGCAUAUGAAAUUUUAAGUGAUCCAGAACAACGACGUGAAUAUGACUACAUGUUGGAUAAUCCAGAUCAAAUGUAUUACCAUUAUUAUCGAUAUUAUCGACGUCAGUAUUCUGCUAAAGUUGAUGUCAGACUAGUGAUUAUAUCUAUCCUGUUGAUUAUCUCCUCAAUACAAUAUGCUGGUCAAUGGACUAGUUAUAAUCAUGCGUUAAGCUACUUGCUGAAAGAUCCGAAACAUCGUGCCAAAGCAAAACAAUACGCUACUGCUGAAGGUCUACUGAAUAUACCAAAAUAUGAAGUUGGCAGACGGUUAACACGUGAUGAAUUAAAAGAACGUGAAGAAGAAUUACUGAAGCGUAUUCUAAAAGAGACUGUUGAACUUCGAGGGGAUUGUUGUCGGCCGAGUUUAAAACGUGUUCUCCUCUUCCGGCUGUUAUUUUUCCCUUGGACUUGUUUCCUAUGGCUACGAUGGAUGCUUCAUUGGGUCGUCAAUUAUUGGAUACUACGUAGACCAUAUAAUGAAGAAGCGCAGAUUUUUAUAACUCGACGACGUUUAAAAAUGAAUGAAACAGAAUGGGAUUAUUUGGGUGCUGAACAACAAGCGAAAUAUUUAUCAAAAGAACUUUGGAUUAAAGAAAAUUAUCAGAAAUUUCUUGUUGAACAAGAAGAACUAAAUAGAAUCCGUGCAGCAGAAGAUACAGACUUGAAACGUUAUCGUCGAUAUACUAAACGUGCUGGACCACCGCCAAUCAAUCUUGAAGAUUUGUAUUAAUCCUGUUGUUUUGUUUUUUUACUUGACUCUUUUUUCUCCUUCUGCUUCUUCUGGUCUUUUGCUCUACUUUGUGGUGUCUCAUUUUUUUUCCUCAUAUUUAUUUAUUUUCACAUGACAACUUUUUCGUUCUGUCGAAGCCAAAGAAGGGAGAGAGAGAGAAAGGGAGAGAAAGGAGUUUAGUGCAUUGUGCCUGUGUGUGUGUGUGUGUGUGUGUGUGUAAGUGUCUGAUAGUCAGUUCAGUGCAUGAACUUCUGUACUUCCUUUCAAAAGUGCAAUCUGUAUUCUUGUAAUUUUAUCUUCAUCUAUCUAUCUAUCUUAUGUAUGUAUAGGAAAUACACUCAAUCAAUUCACAAUCAUAUGAACACAGGGAUUGCUGCUUCUUUUCAGCUCUUAUUACACCACACACUGGGUUUGCUGCUUUUUCAUGUAAAGGUUUUCUUUUCUGUGAUGCUGAUGAAUAGUAUUCAAGCGUAUCUCGCUUGGUUACUAACCUACUUACUUGUUAGUUGUACUGCUAUUAUUCUUACUAUUAUUAAUUAUCACUCCAUGUGCCUUUCAAGAUGGAUAGUGUUCACCUAGGAGGAGGGUUGGUUGGUUAUUUCUAUAUAUAUAUAUGUAUGUUUCUUUGUUGUUUUUGUAUUCUAUAUUAUUAUUAUUAUUGUCAUUAUUAUUAUGAUUUGUAUGAAAG
Trichobilharzia szidati is the source of this 1596-nucleotide messenger RNA. NCBI's taxonomy places the organism in Eukaryota, Metazoa, Platyhelminthes, Trematoda, Strigeidida, Schistosomatidae. The record is from the annotation of a GenBank genome assembly.